Sorex fumeus (smoky shrew) is the source of this 5548-nucleotide messenger RNA. It is a transcript of the gene PDS5A, whose product is annotated as PDS5 cohesin associated factor A. Gene Ontology annotation, biological process: mitotic sister chromatid cohesion; DNA repair. The transcript is spliced from 33 exons. The record is from RefSeq and is a predicted model, not a curated record. The coding region runs from base 347 to 4360 and encodes 1337 amino acids. Gene Ontology annotation, cellular component: nucleus; chromatin. NCBI's taxonomy places the organism in Eukaryota, Metazoa, Chordata, Mammalia, Eulipotyphla, Soricidae.
GCGGCGGCGGCGGCGGCGGCGGCGGCGGCGCCGAGGAGGCUGCUCUUCCGCGGCCGGACGGAGAGCGGCAGUGUCUCCCCGCCCGGCGCGCUCGCCCCGCGUCUCCCCCCGAGGCGCGACUGCUCCUCCUCGGCUCCGCCGGCCCCAGGCGCUCCGGGGCGGGCGGCGGCGGCGGCGGCGGCGGGACCCGCGGAGCCGCUUUGUGUGGCAGCCCGCGAGGGCGGCGGCGGCGGCGGCGGCAGCGGCGGCGCAACCACCUGACAGAAGCCCGGCGGCCGGCGCCCCUUCCGCCCGCAUGAGGAGGAGAGGCCGGUAGAGGACCGUGGAAGAAAAGUUGUCCCCCAGGAUGGACUUCACCGCGCAGCCCAAGCCUGCCACUGCCCUCUGCGGCGUCGUGAGCGCCGACGGCAAGAUCGCCUACCCUCCCGGGGUGAAGGAGAUCACCGACAAGAUCACCACGGAUGAGAUGAUCAAGCGGCUGAAGAUGGUAGUAAAAACUUUUAUGGACAUGGAUCAGGAUUCAGAAGAUGAAAAACAACAGUAUCUCCCACUAGCCUUGCAUCUUGCAUCUGAAUUUUUCCUCAGGAAUCCCAAUAAAGAUGUCCGUCUCCUUGUAGCGUGUUGUUUGGCUGAUAUAUUUCGAAUCUAUGCUCCAGAAGCUCCAUAUACUUCCCAUGAUAAACUUAAGGACAUAUUUUUGUUUAUUACCAGACAAUUAAAAGGUUUAGAGGAUACAAAGAGCCCACAAUUUAAUAGAUACUUUUAUUUAUUGGAGAAUUUAGCUUGGGUUAAAUCAUAUAACAUCUGCUUUGAAUUGGAAGAUUGCAAUGAAAUUUUUAUUCAGCUUUUUAGAACUCUCUUCUCAGUGAUCAACAAUAGCCACAAUAAGAAGGUACAAAUGCACAUGCUAGACUUGAUGAGUUCUAUCAUCAUGGAAGGUGAUGGAGUGUCUCAAGAAUUAUUGGAUUCCAUUCUUAUUAAUCUCAUCCCUGCACAUAAGAACUUAAAUAAACAAUCCUUUGACCUCGCAAAAGUCCUAUUGAAAAGGACAGUUCAGACUAUUGAGGCAUGCAUUGCCAAUUUUUUCAAUCAAGUCCUGGUGCUCGGAAAGUCAUCAGUGAGUGAUUUGUCAGAACACGUAUUUGAUCUGAUUCAGGAACUUUUUGCUAUAGAUCCUCAUUUGUUAUUGUCUGUCAUGCCACAGCUUGAAUUCAAACUGAAGAGCAAUGAUGGAGAAGAACGAUUAGCUGUUGUUCGACUUUUAGCUAAAUUGUUUGGUUCUAAAGAUUCUGAUUUAGCAACUCAGAAUCGUCCACUUUGGCAGUGUUUUCUUGGACGAUUUAAUGACAUUCAUGUUCCUGUGAGAUUAGAAAGUGUGAAAUUUGCAAGUCACUGUUUAAUGAAUCACCCAGAUUUAGCAAAGGAUCUCACAGAAUAUUUGAAAGUUAGAUCACAUGAUCCAGAAGAAGCUAUUCGUCAUGAUGUUAUUGUUACUAUAAUAACAGCUGCCAAAAGAGAUCUUACGUUAGUUAAUGAUCAACUCCUGGGCUUUGUAAGAGAAAGAACUCUGGAUAAACGGUGGCGGGUAAGAAAAGAAGCUAUGAUGGGUCUGGCUCAGCUUUAUAAGAAAUAUUGUCUUCAUGGUGAAGCAGGAAAGGAAGCUGCAGAGAAAGUGAGCUGGAUAAAGGACAAACUUUUGCAUAUUUAUUAUCAGAAUAGCAUUGAUGACAAACUAUUAGUAGAGAAAAUCUUUGCUCAAUAUCUUGUUCCCCAUAACCUGGAAACUGAAGAGAGAAUGAAGUGCUUAUAUUAUUUAUAUGCUAGUCUGGAUCCAAAUGCAGUCAAAGCCCUCAAUGAAAUGUGGAAGUGUCAGAACAUGCUUAGAAGUCAUGUACGGGAACUAUUGGAUUUGCACAAGCAGCCUACAUCAGAGGCUAACUGUUCUGCCAUGUUUGGAAAACUGAUGACCAUAGCAAAAAAUUUACCUGACCCUGGAAAAGCACAAGAUUUUGUGAAGAAAUUUAACCAGGUUCUUGGUGAUGACGAGAAACUGAGGUCUCAAUUGGAAUUAUUAAUCAGUCCAACUUGUUCCUGCAAACAAGCAGAUGUUUGUGUGAGAGAAAUAGCUCGAAAACUUGCCAAUCCUAAGCAACCAACAAAUCCUUUUCUAGAGAUGGUCAAAUUUCUGCUGGAAAGAAUUGCACCUGUGCAUAUUGAUUCCGAAGCCAUAAGUGCACUCGUAAAAUUGAUGAAUAAAUCAAUAGAGGGGACUGCAGAUGACGAAGAGGAGGGUGUAAGUCCAGAUACAGCUAUUCGUUCUGGGCUUGAACUUCUUAAGGUUCUGUCUUUCACACAUCCUACCUCGUUCCACUCUGCAGAGACAUAUGAGUCCCUGUUACAGUGCCUCAGAAUGGAAGAUGACAAGGUAGCAGAAGCUGCUAUACAAAUUUUCAGAAAUACAGGCCACAAGAUCGAAACCGACCUACCCCAGAUACGAUCGACCUUAAUACCCAUUUUACAUCAGAAAGCGAAAAGAGGUACUCCACAUCAAGCAAAACAGGCCGUUCACUGUAUACAUGCCAUUUUCACUAAUAAGGAAGUUCAGCUUGCACAGAUUUUUGAGCCACUUAGUAGGAGUCUGAAUGCUGAUGUACCAGAACAACUUAUAACUCCAUUGGUUUCAUUGGGUCAUAUUUCUAUGUUAGCACCUGAUCAGUUUGCUUCCCCAAUGAAGUCUGUAGUAGCAAAUUUUAUUGUGAAAGAUCUUCUAAUGAAUGACAGGUCAACAGGUGAGAAGAAUGGAAAAUUAUGGUCUCCAGAUGAAGAAGUUUCCCCUGAAGUACUAGCAAAGGUACAAGCAAUUAAGCUUCUGGUAAGGUGGCUGUUGGGUAUGAAAAACAACCAGUCUAAAUCUGCCAAUUCAACCCUUCGAUUAUUAUCAGCAAUGUUGGUGAGUGAAGGUGACCUGACAGAGCAAAAGAGGAUCAGUAAGUCUGAUAUGUCUCGCUUGCGAUUAGCUGCUGGUAGUGCCAUAAUGAAGCUUGCUCAGGAACCUUGUUACCAUGAGAUCAUAACCCCAGAACAGUUUCAGCUCUGUGCACUUGUUAUCAACGAUGAGUGCUACCAAGUAAGACAGAUAUUCGCUCAGAAGCUUCAUAAGGCACUUGUGAAGUUACUUCUCCCAUUGGAGUAUAUGGCGAUCUUUGCCUUAUGUGCCAAAGAUCCUGUGAAAGAGAGAAGAGCACAUGCAAGACAGUGCUUGCUGAAAAAUAUCAGUAUACGCAGAGAGUACAUUAAACAAAAUCCCAUGGCUACUGAGAAAUUACUUUCACUAUUGCCUGAAUAUGUAGUUCCAUAUAUGAUUCACCUACUAGCCCAUGAUCCAGAUUUUACAAGAUCACAAGAUGUUGAUCAACUUCGUGAUAUUAAAGAGUGCCUAUGGUUCAUGCUUGAAGUUUUAAUGACGAAGAAUGAAAACAAUAGCCAUGCCUUUAUGAAGAAGAUGGCAGAGAAUAUCAAAUUAACAAAAGAUGCCCAAUCUCCUGAUGAAUCCAAGACAAAUGAAAAACUUUAUACAGUAUGUGAUGUGGCUCUGUGUGUUAUAAACAGCAAAAGUGCUUUGUGCAAUGCAGAUUCACCAAAGGAUCCAGUCCUUCCAAUGAAAUUUUUCACACAACCUGAAAAGGACUUCUGUAAUGAUAAGAGCUAUAUCUCAGAAGAAACAAGAGUACUUCUACUAACAGGAAAGCCAAAACCUGCUGGAGUCCUCGGUGCAGUAAACAAGCCUUUAUCAGCAACGGGAAGGAAGCCAUAUGUCAGAAGCACUGGACCUGAGACUGGAAGCAAUGUCAGUGUGAAUUCAGAAUUGAACCCGUCAACUGGAAAUCGAACAAGGGAGCAGAGUUCAGAAACAGCUGAAACUGGAGUUAGUGAAAAUGAAGAAAACCCUGUUAGAAUUAUUUCUGUCACACCUGUGAAAAAUACUGACCCAGUAAAAAAUAAGGAAAUUAAUUCGGAUCAGUCUUCCCAGGGCAACAUCAGCAGUGACCGUGGAAAGAAAAGAACAGUAACAGCGGCUGGUGCAGAGAAUAUCCAACAAAAAACAGAUGACAAAGCUGAUGAAUCAGGACCACCUACGCCUUCAAAACCCAGGAGAGGACGUCGACCGAAGUCUGAAUCUCAGGGCAAUGCAACCAAAAAUGAUGAUACAAAUAAACCUCUUAGCAAGGGAAGAAAGAGAGGAGCAGUCAGUCAGGAAAGCCCAGGCGGAUUGGAAGCAGGUAAUGCCAAAGCACCCAAACUGCAAGAUGCCACCAAAAAGGCAGCACCAGCGGAGCGACAGAUAGACCUCCAAAGGUAAAAAGAAAACUCGUUCUAAAGGGAGGAAAUGAAGGCCAAACAGAAGCAGUCUCAAGCUUCUACAGAAAUUUGGAUUCACAAUGUCCCUGAACUGAAAAUGAAGUGAACUUCGGAACACACACUUUCUGCCUUGAAAGCUGAAGGAAAUGCUUACUUCUUUUCCAUGACCACAGUACUUGGAUGGGAGUGUACAGCAGAAACUCUUAAGAGAGGCUAAAAGCAACUCUUUUCUACCCUACCCCCCUCCCCAGACUUUUCUUCUGAAAAGUCAAUAAUUAAGCAAAUUGCUUAACACUUGGUUCCAGUUACCACAUAUCUGGAGUUGAAAGGCAUAAUCCACAAUUGAUUCCAUGCUGCAGUUUUUAUUUUUGAAGAAAGUAUAAUAGGAUGUCCUUACACUGACACUGAGUUUUUAUCCGUUCUAGAGCCAGGAGUUCCCAUGUUACACAGGAAAAAAAGGAGAGAAAAAAAGAUGUCUACUGAAUUAAAUUUUUAGAGAGAUCAGAUUAAGUAUUUCUUUGUUUUUCCUUUUGGAAACUUUUAUGUAUAAUUCUGCCUGCCUACUUUUCUGCAAAAAUGAGAUGUACAGAUUUCAGUUCCCUGCUAUGAAAAGUGAUGUGGCGAUUUUACAAAUGUUGCUUUCUGAUUUUUAUCAGAGUGAGAAAAUAAUGAAAUUAAUAUUGAUUUCGUAUCACUUCAUAUUUUGAUUUUCCCUCCAUUUUAGUUUAAUAUAAUUUGCAAUAAAUGUACAUAUGAUUGUUUGUUUCAUAAAGCAUAUCACUUUGAAAUGGUUUUUACUCUGUGAUCAUGUUGGAAUACUUGGAAUUUUAAAGGAGUAGAGACUGUCCAGCAUUUGGUUUUAUAAUGUUUUGUCAACCAGAUUUUUAUUGAUGUACAAAACAAUCCUUUUUUUUUUUUUUUUUUUUUUUUUUUUAGUUAGAGUUUGGCAGCUUUGUAAGGAGAGUCGGAGGUAUUCAGGACCGCUAUCAAUCCUCAGCAUUGUGCUAUUGGGAAAUAAGUGUUUUGCUUUUGUUUGCCAGUCUGGGCUCAGUUUUUGUUUAUUUUAGAAGUGAACUGUUGCAUCAAUAUAUUACUUCUUGGCAUUGUUCAGCAUAGGUAAUGUGUACACUUUGUGUGUGCACAUAAUCAUAUUUAAGUUUUUACAUAAAAUAAAUGCUUCUAGAUGUCA